GUGAGGAAAAAAAAAGUGAAAAAAAAAAAAAAAAACAAAAACAAAAGUUUGUUCUCUCUCUCUCUCCAUUGAUUUCUACACACAGCCAUCUCCGAACCUCCAACACACCUCUCUCUCUCUCCCUUUGUUUGCCUUUCAUCGGAUCUGACUUCUUCCCGAAAACCCACAAUCUGAUUUCUUCGAAUCCUUCAAAAACACGCUUUAAUCUCCCCACCAACACACAAAGUUUCCAUCUUUGACUUGACAAAUUGUUAUUAAUUCCCCCCCAAAAAGUCCGCCGUUUCUGUUUGAUCGAAUCACCGGCGGAGGAAUUUUCCGAUGGGAAUGCCUUCGCUGGCGUCUUCUUCAACACCAUGAGCAACCGCCAAGAGGAAGAGGAUGAAGAGGAGGAGCCCUUGUUCCACGACUCUCUUGAUCGCUUACUCUCUUCCUCUUCUUGCUCUCCUUCCAACUCCGAUUACGAUUACGAUUACGACUCCGAAUCCUCCCCUCCGAUCUCCUCCCAUACUGACCCCCGCCACCCAUUCCCCGUCCCUCGCUUUCCAAUGACCGCUGCUUCAAGCCUCGACCUUUGGAUCUCCGAGCCCGCUUCCGUCUCCGAGAGGCGUUCUAACCUCCUCACCGAAAUGGGCCUCUCCCGCGAACCGGUUCGCUCCCGGUUAAAACCCGGUUCCAAAGAAGCCUCCUCCUCUGACAUUUCUCGAUCCAUCUCGUGUAAUCACCUGGUUCCCCGAGAUCACCACGGAGACUGCUCGGAAACUGUCGGCGGCUCCUCCUCCGUCGCGAGAUCGAAGUCGGAUAAUUCCAUUAGCCAAUGUAGUAGUCGUUAUCCUCCGGGUAAUAAUAAUUCAUGUUCUUGUUUAGACAACGCUAAGCUUUCACAUUCAGAGAUGAGUUUAACAACAAGUUGCUCCAAUGUGGGAACUAAUCUAACUCAUCCUCCCUUGCGGUUACAAGGAAGUAGUGAAACUGAGGAAGUUGAAGUGGAAGUGUGUUGUACUAUUAAGAAUCUAGACAACGGGAAACAGUUUGUGGUGAACGAGGUUCAACAAGACGGUGGUAGUACAUGGAAACAGGUGAAAGAAGUGGGGACCGACACGCAGAUGACAAUGGAGGAGUUCGACAUCUCUGUGGGACACUCUCCCAUUGUUCAGGAGCUUAUGAGAAGACAGAACGUGGAGGAUUCUCAUAACAACAACAACAACAACUGCGCAUCAAAUCAAACCAAGGAUGAUGAAGAAGAGAGUAAGGAUGAUAAUAAUAAUAAUACAUCAAAGUCCUCCAAGAAGAAAGGAAGCUGGUUCAAGAGCAUAAAGAGUGUUGUGACUGGUGGUGGUCACAGCAAAGAGAGGCGAAGCAGCGACGAUAAAGACACGUCGUCAGAGCGAGGUGGUCGGAGGUCGAGCUCAGCUACGGAUGAUUCUCAGGAAUCUUCUUUCCACGGGCCGGAGAGAGUCAGGGUUAGGCAGUAUGGGAAAUCGUCCAAGGAGCUCACGGCGAUGUACAAGACGCAGGAGAUUCAAGCGCAUAACGGAUCUGUCUGGAGCAUUAAGUUUAGUUUGGACGGUAAGUAUCUCGCCAGCGCUGGUGAGGAUUGCAUCAUUCAUGUUUGGCAAGUGGUUGAGGCUGAGAAGAGAGGAGAGUUGUUGCUGGAUAGACCGGAGCUGUUGCUUUUGGCUAGUAGUAAUGGAUCUCCUGAACCAACUACUAUGUUGUCACCGAGGAGAAGAGGGGGGAGGAGUUCCGUGAGUAGAAAGUCGUUGAGCUUAGAGAACAUAUAUGUUCCGGAUUCUGUUUUUGGUCUCUCGGACAAACCGUUUUGUUCCUUUCAUGGACAUCUGGAUGAUGUGCUUGACCUUGCUUGGUCCAAGUCUCAGGAUUUGCUGUCUGCAUCAAUGGAUAAAACAGUUCGUUUGUGGAGCUUGUCUAGUCAGACUUGCUUGAAAGUGUUCUCGCACAGUGAUUACGUGACUUGCAUUCAAUUCAAUCCGGUUGAUGAUAGAUACUUCAUCAGCGGGUCGUUAGAUGCAAAAGUUCGAGUAUGGAGCAUUCCGGAUCGGCAAGUAGUAGACUGGUAUGAUCUUCAUGAGAUGGUCACUUCUGCUUGCUACACUCCAGACGGCCAGGGCGCAUUGGUUGGUUCAUACAAAGGUAGCUGUCGUCUUUACAGUGCAUCAGAUAACAAGCUGCAACAGAAAAGCCAGAUAAAUUUACAAAACAAGAAGAAGAAAGCUCAUCAGAAAAAGAUAACUGGUUUCCAGUUUGUGCCUGGAAGCUCAUCUGAAGUGCUUGUCACAUCAUCCGACUCUCGGAUCCGCGUUGUUGAUGGGACUGAUCUAGUCACCAAAUUCAAAGGGUUUCGAAACACGAGCAGCCAGAUCUCUGCCUCAAUCACAGCAGAUGGGAAGUACGUAGUGUCAGCGAGCGAGGAUUCAAACGUGUACAUAUGGAAGUACGAAUCCCCUGCUUCUCGACCAAGCAAGAGCAACAACAACAAGAACAACGUCACAGUUACAAACUCGUACGAGCAUUUCCACAGCCAAGACGUCUCUGCAGCCAUCUCAUGGCCCGGGAUGGCGGCCUCAACAGCAGAGCCUUGGGGAACAACAACAAGAAACACCAACAACAACUUAGACGAAGUCUCCACAGCUAACCAUCCACCCACACCUGUAGACCAGCCAGGGACUAGUACUCUGGACCGACUCAACAGUCCAAGAAACGGGAUCAUUUCGAGCGCGACGAACGGUUACUUCUUCGAUAGAAUGUCAGCGACUUGGCCUGAGGAGAAACUGAUGUUUGGGAGGAACAGAAGUGGGAACCGUCUGAGUACGGAUUUGUCUAAUAACUCGGGGAACGUGUCGGCUUCUUGGGGGAUGGUGAUAGUCACUGCUGGUCUGAGAGGAGAGAUUAGAGCGUUUCAGAACUUUGGUUUGCCCAUAAGGAUUUGAUAUUAUUAAACAAAACAAAAAGUGUACAGAGUGGUAAAGAAAAAAAAAUCGAGUGAGGUUUGUAAUA
Molecule: messenger RNA, 3015 nt
Organism: Raphanus sativus (radish)
Lineage: Eukaryota; Viridiplantae; Streptophyta; Magnoliopsida; Brassicales; Brassicaceae
Exons: 6
Coding region: 354-2948 (864 amino acids)
Molecular function (GO): protein binding
Source: RefSeq, a predicted model, not a curated record